AUGGCCAUGUCGAAGGGAUUCCGUGUGCUGGAGAAAUCCAAACCACCUUCACCGCACAGCGUGUUACUGGAGCAUCGAAAUAAGCCGGAAACGUUACUCUUCGAGUCGCAAGCCGUUGCAGUGUUGUCGGCACAGGAGACGGAAAUCGUUCGGAAACAGUACACCAAAGUGCUUGACGCUUACGGGUGUCUGGGAGUACUACAGCUGAACGCUGGUGAUAGCUCCCUACUUUACCUAGUCAUGGUAACGGGCUGCUUCUCCGUGGGCAAAAUUCUCGACAGUGAAAUCUUCCGCAUCACCCAGACGCAGUUCGUAUCGCUGCAGUACCAACCGACGAACGAGGACAAGGUGGCCGAAAUACGCAAGGUGCUAAACUCGGGCACGUUUUACUUUUCCUUCUCGAAUACGGGAGCAGCAACGGGACAGGUCACCCUUGUCCAGCCGUUCGGUUUCGAUGUAACACUUUCGGCACAGAGACGCCGGCGCACGAACGAUACGGACAAUCGGUUCUUCUGGAAUCGGAUGCUGUUCAUCCAUCUGCUGCGGUUUGGAGUGGAGUGUAACUUUUGGCUUCUGAAAGCGAUGUGCGGUUCGGUCGAGAUACGUACUGUGUACGCAGGAAGCAAGCAGGCCCGGGCGGCCAUCAUAUCGCGGCUGAGCUGCGAACGGGCCGGGACACGCUUUAACGUACGUGGUACAAACGACGAAGGUUGUGUGGCAAAUUUCGUCGAGACGGAACAGUGCAUAUAUCUGGACAACGAGAUCACGUCGUACGUGCAGACGCGCGGGAGCGUACCACUGUUUUGGGAGCAACCGGGCGUGCAGGUGGGUUCGCACAAGGUGAAACUGUCCCGGGGCUUUGAAGCAUCACGGGCCGCGUUCGAUCGACACAUGCGCUCGAUGAAGGCUCGUUAUGGGCAGCAGGCGAUCGUGAAUCUACUCGGUACCAGCUUGAUCGGCAGCAAGGAAGGUGAGGCCAUGCUGAGCAACGAGUUCCAGCGGCAUCAUCGCGAAUCCGAACAUUCUGAUGUGCCGCAUCUUGUGUUCGAUUAUCACCAGGAGUGCCGUGGAGGUAACACGGUCGCCCUGUCCAAGCUGCGUCAGAAGAUCGAUGCGACCUGUUCGGACUUUGGCAUGUUUUACGCAAUCGGUGAUGCGGUGUACCGGGAGCAGCACGGUGCCAUCCGCACGAACUGUCUGGACUGUCUCGAUCGGACGAAUUGCGUGCAAACGUACAUCGGGCUGGAGAUGUUGAAUGAACAGAUUGCACUGAUGGCCGCAUUGGCGGACAAGAAGCAGCAGAUGAGCUCACGCUUUGAGGAAGUGUUUCGACAGAUGUGGAUCAACAAUGGCAAUGAGGUGAGCAAGAUCUAUGCUGGUACCGGUGCAAUACAGGGCGGUUCGAAGCUGAUGGACGGAGCACGAUCUGCUGCCCGUACGAUUCAAAAUAAUCUCCUGGAUAAUUCAAAGCAAGAAGCAAUCGAUGUGCUGCUGGUCGGUUCGACACUCAGCUCGGAACUCGCGGACCGAGCACGGAUAUUGCUACCCUCCAAUAUGCUGCACGCUCCAACGCCUGUCCUAAGAGAAAUGUGCAAACGAUAUGAAGAAUACGUCAAUCCGCUGGUAUUUCGGGUAGCCUGCGGCACGUACAACGUAAACGGCGGUAAACACUUUCGUAGUGUGGCGUACAAGGAUGUGUCGUUGGCUGACUGGCUGCUGGAUUGUCAUCGUUUGGCACGAUCUCGUUCGCUGGUCGAUUUCAGUCAGCUGGAUGACAGCAAUGAACCUCCGGUGGAUAUAUUUGCGAUUGGAUUUCAGGAAAUUGUUGACUUGAACGCAUCCAACAUCGUUGCCGCCAGCUCCGACAAUGCAAAAGCCUGGGCAGAAGAGUUGCAGAAGGUUGUAAGUCGUGAUCAUGAGUACGUGCUGCUGACAUACCAGCAGCUGGUAGGCGUCUGCCUGUAUAUCUACAUUCGACCCCAGCAUGCCCAAUACAUACGCGACGUGGCAAUUGAUUGCGUAAAAACCGGAUUGGGCGGUACGACAGGUAACAAGGGAGCGGCCGCCAUCCGUUUCGUGCUACAUGGCACCUCCGUCUGCUUCGUGUGCGCUCACUUUGCCGCCGGUCAGUCCCAGGUGGUCGAACGCAAUGCAGAUUAUGCGGAAAUUACGCGCAAGAUAGCGUUCCCGAUGGGACGCUCGUUGAAGUCGCACGAUUAUAUCUUCUGGUGCGGUGAUUUUAACUAUCGUAUCGAUAUGGAUAAGGACGAGUUGCGGGAAGCGUUAAAGCAGUCGCCAAACGACCUGACCGCAGUGCUACAGUACGACCAACUACGCAUCCAACAAAAUGCGGCCAGUGUGUUUAACGAAUUCCUCGAAGGUGAAAUCACAUUCCCACCGACGUACAAGUACGAUCUGUUCAGCGACGAUUACGAUACGAGCGAGAAAUGCCGUGCACCGGCUUGGACGGACCGUGUGCUGUGGCGAAGGCGCAAACAAAGUCCCGAUGCGGACAGGCACCCUGGAUGGAAUCCGGGUCGGCUUGUGCAUUAUGGACGGGCGGAGUUGAAACAAAGCGAUCACCGACCGGUAAUUGCCAUGAUCGACAUCGAGGUGCACUAUAUCGAUCCGCAGCGCCGAUCGGCUGUGUUUGGCGAUGUUAUUCGCGAUCUCGGUCCACCGGAUGGUACAAUUCUCAUACAGGCCUGUAAUCCCUCCAGUGGUGGCGUUACCGCCGAUUCCGGAGACGAAGAUGAAGGAAGCAUAUACGACGAGAACCUAAUGGCGGCACUGAUACAGGAACUGACACAGAUAGGUGAGGUGACGCUUGUGCGGUUCGUCGGUGAUACGAUGUGGGUAACGUUCCGAGAUGGACAGUCGGCACUGACAGCGGCCCAGAAGCGGUCGGUCCUGGUGUGCGGUGUGCAGCUAUCGAUCAAACUCAAGACGGAAAAUUGGGUCGAACAGGUGGAGAAGGAGAUUCUGCUCUGCACGCCCAACACGGUCAGCUUUUGCGAUGGCAGUCAGAGCGGCGGAGAUUACAACAGUCUCGGCAUACCGGAGAUACCUGCACGCCCGAAAAGUCCACCUUCGGUAACGCCACAAUUAGCCCGUCCCGGUCCGCCAAGUCGUCCACCGUUACCAAAGUCCCCGCAAGCAUCACCAAAGCAUCAACCGCAGCAACAUCACCAUCAGCAUCAUCCAAGAGCCGGUGUUAUUAGUUUGGGACCGGAGGUACUGUUAGCUUCGAAGUUGCAGCAACAACCAAAGGUACCGCCCCCUGUACCAGCCAUCCCAUGUCCUCCACAGCGACCCACACCACCGGUGGAAGAGUACGCCAGUUCCUCGCCCUUGCCUGGAUCGCCAUCGCACGGUACGGGACAUUUGGUGCAAUCAGGUUCCAAUCCACCGCCAGUAGACACCGGUGCAAUAUACGAAGAAAUCAAUGACGACAUCCCCGUAUCCGAGCAACCGCGUGGACCACCACCGCCACCGCCGCGUAGCGAUGUGUACGACCUGGACGUGGUGAGCAACAACAGUGGCAGUAAAACGACGGCAAAACAAACGUCGCCACCGGGCACAUCCGGCAGCUCAGGAGCUGGCUCUCCUUUAUCGACCGGUGGCAAUGGGGGCAACAAUGCAGCACUCUCCUCAGCUGGACCGCCUAAAGGUGCACCACCACCACUUCCGAUGCGACGUGGUGCUCCACCACCAAUACCGAACAGAAGCGGAGGUCCUCCACCCUUACCAGCGCGUCCAAACAAUCCCUAA
Messenger RNA from Anopheles marshallii, 3771 nucleotides. It is a transcript of the gene Synj, whose product is annotated as synaptojanin-1. Bases 1 to 3771 code for a protein of 1256 amino acids. The record is from RefSeq and is a predicted model, not a curated record. Gene Ontology annotation, molecular function: phosphatidylinositol-4,5-bisphosphate 5-phosphatase activity; nucleic acid binding. Gene Ontology annotation, biological process: phosphatidylinositol dephosphorylation; synaptic vesicle endocytosis. The transcript is spliced from 6 exons. NCBI's taxonomy places the organism in Eukaryota, Metazoa, Arthropoda, Insecta, Diptera, Culicidae.